AGUUGACGCUUCCGCAGUAAACUUCAUGCUCGUUCCCUCUCCGCUCGACGACCUACAGAUUCAGGGGAACUCUCCAAAAAUGGGUCACUGUGCUUUAUUCCUUUUAGUGGCGUUAUUUUCUGUAGCACGGACACAGUUUAUUCCACCGUACACUGAAGACUGCCGGGCAGACAUGUAUCCACCAAAGGGUCCCACGUACAAAGGGGGUGUCAGCUGGUACACGGUGGACCUCGACCUGCCGCCCAUCAAGAGGUGGACAGCUCUGAUAACUGACAAGAAAACAGACCUCGUCGGCGUGAUAGAGGCCAUCAAAGAGUUGGCUGAUGCGUUUGUUCCCAGCGGCAGGCUGAUACAGCUGGUUGACAUCACACUGCCCUUAAUGUGGACUACACUCCCUGCUCCUUUCGCGGAUGAAAUUAAAGGAAUCGCUGAUGCUUCAGGGAUUCCUCUUGGUGAAGUCGUACUGUUCAACAUCUUCUAUGAAGUGUUCACCGUGUGCACAUCAAUUGUUGCAGAAGACAGUAAAGGGAACCUCAUUCAUGGCAGGAACCUGGACUUUGGAUUAUUUAUGGGCUGGGAUAUGAAAAACAAGUCAUGGAUCAUUAGUGAGAAGCUGAAGCCUCUGGUGGUCAACCUCGACUUCAAGAGAAACAACCAGACCGUCUUCAAGUCUACCAACUUUGCUGGAUAUGUCGGCAUGCUGACUGGCAUCAAGCCUCACAUUUUCACUCUGACUAUGAACGAACGCUUCAGUCUGGAUGGAGGGUACAUUGGAAUCCUGGAGUGGAUAUUCGGAAACAGAGAUGGGAUGUGGAUGAGCUUUCUCACUCGCUCCGUCUUGGAAAAUGCAAACAGCUACGAGGAAGCCAAAGCCCGGCUGGCUCAGACCAAGCUGCUGGCUCCGGCCUACUUCAUCCUGGGAGGAAACAGCACAGGCCAGGGCUGCAUCAUCACCCGGUCCAGAGAGCUCAGUCUGGAUGUCUUGGAGAUCGACGUGAAGCUGGGCCGGUGGUACGUCCUGGAGACGAACUACGAUCACUGGGAGGAGCCUCUGUUCCUGGACGACCGCAGAACUCCAGGCAUGAAGUGCAUGAACCAGACCACACAGAAAAACAUUUCACUAAAGACCAUGUAUGACGUGCUCUCAACCAAACCAGUGCUGAACAAGCUAACUACAUACACAACACUAAUGCAAGUGUCCGGGGGACAUCUUGAGUCGUAUAUCCGCGACUGUCCAAACCCCUGCAUGCCCUGGUAACACCUCAACCACUGAACCCAGAGCAGUUUGUAAAUGCUCACCUGCACAGAGAAGCUGUGAGACGAGACGAGGUCAGCUGAUGUUGGAGCAAAUCUUUAAGGGUUGUUUCUUUGUUAACAUUUGCACUGCUACCAAUCACCUGAACCAAAGCGCGUCUGCACAGCAAUGUCAAAUGUGUUUAAUUUGUCUGAUAACUUGUAAAACAAUCUGUCUGUACAAAGCUUUGAUAAAAACAGUCCCCAAUGUUUGUGCACAAAGGGAAUUUUGUAUGAAAGUGAAUCACACUUGUAAAUGUUUUACCUCUGUAAUAAUAUGAGCAGGGUGAGUUUGUCAGUGAUUUUCAGUGUGGAACAGGGAACCAGCAGAGGAUUGUUAGAUAAGACGACUAAUGUAAAUAUUUCUCAAUUUAAUGCCAAAAUGUUGCAAAGCCACUCAGCUCUCACCAUGGUGUGCCUCCAGACUCUGUGACCUUGCUUUAGUGUGUCUCCAAAACUGUUGUCAACGUUCAGAUGUCCGUAAAGUUACAGGUACUGACAACCUCACUGACCCUCUCACUCUGAAACUGACCAAUGUACCUCCUUGCUGAGACGCUCCCCUUUUUUAAUGUGUUAAUAAAGGUUUAAUAAAAAGAUCCCAAAUUUGA
Molecule: messenger RNA, 1901 nt
Organism: Notolabrus celidotus (New Zealand spotty)
Lineage: Eukaryota; Metazoa; Chordata; Actinopteri; Labriformes; Labridae
Gene: asah1b
Product: N-acylsphingosine amidohydrolase (acid ceramidase) 1b
Exons: 14
Coding region: 26-1258 (410 amino acids)
Biological process (GO): fatty acid metabolic process
Cellular component (GO): lysosome
Molecular function (GO): N-acylsphingosine amidohydrolase activity; fatty acid amide hydrolase activity
Source: RefSeq, a predicted model, not a curated record